AUGAGGGAUGAGGGAGGAGGGAGGAGGGAGGAGGUGACAGGUAUCACUAGUGCCCUGCACAUGAUGUACACUAAAAUCCCCAUCAGGACUGCUGGCCUACCUGAUAGAGCCCCAGGGUAUGCCGAGGACAAACGGUAGCAUUCCCUGGGCAUGCUUUGGGCUUAGGUGAGGUGCAUAAUGUGUUCAGAAGGCAUAACUAGUUCAGAGGUUAUCCCAUGUUUUUGGAAAGGAUCAACCACUUUUAUGCAGUUUUUGUCUGAGUAGAAAUAGAUUUUUCACUGCUUCUGGAAUUGAAAGCAGGAACCAGAGCAGAGCAGGAGGUGUUCUCUUUUUUGUAUGUGAACUGAAAGGCUUGCUCCAUUGGUGAACUGAAAGGCUUGCUCCAUUGGUGAACUGAAAGGCUUGCUCCAUUGGUGAACUGAAAGGCUUGCUCCAUUGGUGAACUGAAAGGCUUGCUCCAUUGGUGAACUGAAAGGCUUGCUCCAUUGGUGAACUGAAAGGCUUGCUCCAUUGAUGGCGGUGAUUCUCUGGGCUAAUGAAAAACCACUUGUCUCAUCAAGCCUGUUUUGGAUGGUCUGGUGAAAUGCAUGAUGGGUCCUAUGUGAAGUGCUCAUGUGGCUAAGGCUGAUAGAUUACCACUCCGGUUGUGUCUAGUGACUCACGCGCCGUUUCACAUUCAAAACGUAGAAAUCUGCAGAAAUAUAGAGCUUCCUUAUCUAAGGUAUCUUACAUUGUAUCAAAACCCUUAUCACUUGUAGUAUGCAAUAAAUCUGUCAUACACUGUACCAUUAAAUAAAAACAACACCACUGCAAUGGUUGUGCUGCUCUGCAGACUUAGAUAUUCUAAUGUAAUUGUUCAUUCAUAUGACACUGACAUACUGCAAGACCCCCUGUGUGUCGUCUAGUCUGCUGGGGCAUGAGGAACACGCAAACAUCUACACCACAUCAUGCAUCAACACACAUGAGCCUACUUCCUCCAAGGAUCUCCACAGUAUGAAAGAGAGUGAGAGAGAGAGAGCGAGAGAGAGAGUGAGAGCGGACAUAAGAGAGAGAGAUAGAGAGAGAGAGAGAGAGAGAGAGAGAGAGAGCAGAGAGAGAGAGAGAGAGAGAGAGAGAGAGAGAGAUCGCGAGAUAUAGAUAUCGAGUAGAGAGAGCAUAGAGGAGGGAUAGAGACUCUAGAGAAUCUCUCAUCUCUGAGCGCGACAUAUCUCUAGACGAAGCUAGCUCAGCUCAUUAGUAUAUCUAUCAUCCUAUUCUCUAAUCUCUCUCGUUCUUCUCUCUCUCUCUCUCUCUCUGCUCUCAUCUCUCUCUCUCACUCUCAUCUCUCUUCUAUCUAUCUCUCCCUCAGUUUCUACUUUCUAUCUCCUUCUAGAGAGAGAGAGGUAGUCACAUUUUGCCCUGUAGAGCUUGCAUUCUUCAUAGUGUGUUGAGUAUAGAGCCAGGCUAGAACAACGUCCCAGAGAUCUGUCAUUGUCACCAGCAGCACAUCACUACUGCUGACUGAGUGAUUAGCAUACGAGACUAAAUGCCUCUCCCCAGUUCCCCUUGCUACUGUACACGACUCCUUGGAGACCAUACAUUCCCCACUAUGACUGAAAUAUUAAUGGACUUCACUCCCCCAUGCAAUUAACCUGUGAUGGGUAGGUUCAUAUCCCACCUCCUUACAAUCUGGGUCACAUAGUUAGUAGUUGUAGCAGCACCUCAAGAUCCUACCCCUGUUAAUUCUGCCUUACAACUCACUGUGUUAUGUAAUCCUCCUGCACUGUAGAUCCCGCUGUUGUCAUGUUAGAGACCUACACUCUUAGAAAAAGGGUUAUUCGGCUGUCCCCAUAAGAGAACCCUUUUUGGUCCAGGGAGAACUCUUUAUGGUUCCUUGUAGAACCCGUUUGGGUUCCAUGUAGAACCCUCUGUGGAAAGGGUCCUACAUGGAACCCAAAAGGGUUCUACCUGGAACCAAAAAGGAUUAUUCAAAGGGUUCUCCUAUGGGGACAGCCGAAGAACCAUUUUAGGUUCAAGAUAGCACCUUUUUUUUCUAAGAGUGUAUUCUGGCAGAGAAAGUAUCAGAGCGGGCAGAGACAGAGGUGCAAGUCUGAUCUCCAUCAUAGAGAAGCCUUAAGAUUCUGCUUUAUGCAAAGGGAGGAAGAGAAGACACAGGGCUAGGGUGUGUUGUAACAUUAUCAAGUGUGGGAAAGAGUACAGUGAGGUCUCAUUGGUAUCCAAAGCCCCUUUACUUACCCCAUGUCCUUUCUGUCCCCCGAUAAAGUUUGACAGUCAUGGUGUGUGUGUCCUUUCUGUCCCCAGAUAAAGUUUGACAGUGACGGUGUGUGUGUGUGCUGUGAGCUGCAGCACCAGAGCUCCAGCUGCAACAACCUGGGAGAGACGCUCAAACUGAAUCCACUGAGCGACUGCAAUACCAUACGCCGACACCUCAAGGUGGGUGGAAGUGUGAGAGUGUGUGUGUGCGUGUGCAUGUGUGUGAAUAGACAGGUAUGUGUAUGUUACACCAUUUCUUCUUUGAUGUGUACUCUAUAGCCUCGUUCUAAGGAAAUGAUUCCUAUUAUGUUAUGUUGUUCAUAUAACUUGAUCCUCUUCAAGCUGAAAUAUUAUCCUACUCUGUACUUCAUCUGUGUAAUGAAUAACAAGUCAUGGGAGCUUAGCUGAUACACAGACAAUGUAAAACACAAGUUGAAACGUAUAGGCUCAUAAAAGAAUAGGAAACUGAGAAUGACAUACGCAUUUGUCUCCUGCUCCACACAUAGCUCUUAGUCAUUAAUUGCAUGGUCUGUCGGCUUGGCUUUGCUAGUUCGCUCAGUUCAUGAUCUCUGGAGAUUAUAUGAACUGAAAAGCCUUCUGUCGGCAUGGUGAUCUAUAUGCUGCUACAUCUUAAUUGGAUUACAGUGUUCACAUGCUUUCAUUUCAUGCCAUUGAUGGAUUAUAAAACAUUGAUAACUAAAUAAAAGUCCCUUUAAAAUGAAGCAUGGGUAUGAAAGAGGAAAGAUCAAACCCUGUUAGUCAUCAUGAUCAUAGCCCAUUAAAAAUAUGUCCGAAUGGACGCUAUAAAACUGUAUUACGUGCUAAGGAAGUCAGAUAGGGUGAGUUAUGUCAGAUGUCACAUAAGGCAAUGGCCAUCACAGCUCUCCAUUAUCCUCUGUCUAGAUAUGAAUGGUGAUAAGUAAAACUGCUGCUGUCUGCCUAGAAACUUCCCUCCAAUACACAGCCUAGCCAGUUAGAUGCAUUGCAUGUAUGUCACCACUUUGACGUAUCAAUGUAGUUCACAGUUAACUACCCAUUUCAAACCAGAACCUGUAAAAAACAGAACCAGUUUUUUUUCUGUAAAAAAGAGAAUAGGUUCAUAUCCCCAUAUAUAUUUUAAUACUUAUACCCCAAAGUAUUGGUUUCAUUCACACAUGUUCCUCUUCCUGAAUUUUCUCCCGUCACUGCCUAAAGCCAUGAGUAAUGAGUGUGGAGCGAGGAUUCAGUUAAUUUGUGGAUUCCUGAGUGAAGGCAGGGUGUGUAACCUUGGCAAUGGAGCUCCUGACCCCAGCCUGGCUCCAGGUAGGCAGGCAGGGCUGUUGUGUUCAGGGAGGUUAAACUCUGUAUGAACAGCCUAUUAACAGCUUCCUUCAAGGUAUUAUUACAGUUGCUACCCUGACAUGAUUUACCAUGUCAAUAUGCAAUUGUUAGUCGCCAGGGAAAACACACACAAGUAAUAUUUCUUCUCACAUCUGCAAGGCAGAUGUAUACAACACAGCUAGAACACAAAUGUGCUGUCUGUGUUUUAGGAUCGCCCAAAACCCAUGAAAAUUGAACAAUAAUAUGUAGUUGUAUUUUUAGUUUAUAAAGAUGUGAUUUAUAGUGUGUUGCCAUGGACCACAUGCGUGUGUUCAUUUCUUUCACAGGGAAUACAUGUAUGUAGCACUUAGAAACACUUACAAGUCAUUAUGUUCAAUAUAGCCCAUGACUCAUGAAGGGUAUUUUAAGUAUUCGCUUUAUGAAUGUACGAUUUAGUGUAAAUGUACAGUACCAGUCAAAAGUUUGGACACACCUACUCAUUCAAGGGAUUUUCUUUAUUUUUACUAUUUUCUACAUUGUAGAAUAAUAGUGAAGACAUCAAAACUAUGAAAUAACACAUAUGGAAUCAUGUCGUAACCAAAAAAGUGUUAAAUAAAUCUAAAUAUAUUUUAUAUUUAAGAUUCUUCAAAUAGCGCCUUGAUAGUUUUGAUUUACAUUUUACAUUUACGUCAUUUAGCAGACACUCUUAUCCAGAGCGACUUACAAUAGUGAUGUCUUCACUAUUAUUCUACAAUGUAUAAAGAAAAACCCUUGAAUGAGUAGGUGUGUCCAAACUUUUGACUGGUAGUGUAUAUGCUAUGCAUACUAAUCUUCCUUCACAAAGCAACAGCAUGAUUUCGCAAAGCAACAAAACAGCAAUAACAUUAUACCAGAAACUGCACAAAACAUACCAUUGGGAUUUUCAAAACUUGAAUUCCAAUCUAUUCUUUUUAUUUCACAUUAUGCUUUUGAUGCGACUGGACAAUGACAUGUACAGUACAUAUUCAAUGCCUAGAUCUCUGGAAUAUCAGUCUAUUUUUCUCUCUCUCCUUGAAAUUGUAAGUGAAGCUCAAGAAUCAUUCAUUUUGCGUCCUCCUUUCUCUAUUCCUUUCCCCCAGAGUGAGCCAUUGAACUUACCAUUGAUGCCGGUUUGUUUGGUAGAUUUGAUGCACAAGGUGAUGCAACACCUCAAAAACAACUAAAUAAUAAAAUAGGCUACAGUACACUGAAUGAGGACAUGUGUCUCCUGAUACUCCCAGUAUCUGGAUUGGGUUUGUGUGACUAACAAGGCAUGGAAUAGGAACAUAUCCCAAAAAGAUGAGGAGAAAUCAUCUCUGUCAACACCUCAAACAAGAUAUAAUGCAAAGGAAAAUAAACUAAAUGUCUCCUUUUUGAAAAGAGUAAAUCCAUUACAAUGCAUGUUUAUACUCAAGGACCAAUCUACAUGUAUUAUUCAUCUCUCUAAGUACACAGGAGUGUCUCUGCCAAGCUAGCACUUUGUUCCCAUGUGUCAAAUAAAGUGACUGAGUCAGAACUAAUAACAUUAUCCUGUUUGCAUGUUAAGGUUUGAUCAUAUUAGGCCAGACAGGGAAGUGAUAGAACAUUGUUGAAGGCCAGAAGUGACAGAUCUGCCUCUUGUUUGACCUAUAGGUCUGUCUACUCUUGUCAGAGUGUGCUGAUGUGGAUGCGGUGGUAGAGUCAAGCGCAGGACACAGAGGAUAAGUCAAGACGACUUUACUAACACUUGAAAUAGACACAAAAUAAACGGCCUCAAAACACUGGAGGCGAACAAAUACGCGCAGUGCGUAAAACAACAAGAAAAGUCAAAAUACGCGGAGUGCUUAAAACAACUAUGUAGAGCCAAGGCCCCGAACCUAUCAAAACACGACAGGUGGAACAAUAACACACAAGAUACAAACAUAACAUAGGGGAACUUAUAGGUGACACAAUCAAUACAGAAUACGAAACAGGUGCACUAACUAGACAUGACAAAACAAACAUCGAAAACAUAAAACGGUAGUAGCUAGUACUCCGGGGACGACGAACGCGAAGCCUGCCCGAGCAAGGAGGAGGAGCAGCCUCGGCGGCAUCCGUGACAACUCUCCUUGUCAAAUAUCUCUCCACAGCUACUCUGACACUAUGCCAUACAGUGGUACUUCUAUGUGCAGUGAAUAUCCCUAUGAAAAUAAUACUGUGUUCCAAACAAACAUUGUUCACCCAUAAUAGCCCUCUAUUGUCUGUUUGAAAAUGUAAACACAGUAUUUAGUAUGAGAGUCAAAUACCAUGGCAAUUUGUGGUCCUCACUGUGUUUAGCUCAGGCUGUGCAUUUCUCCCUAUUCAGUAUCUACAUGAUCAGAAUGCCAGAAGAUAGCUAUUAGAAAAAUAACAGAACUGUAUGGGUGAGGACACUUACCGGCUUAUUAUUUCACCUUUAUGUCUAGCCAAGUAACAAAGAAAAGCAACAUGGGGUGAAAUCAAGAGUCUAUUUUCAGGUUGCAUGGGGUUCAAUUUCACUAGCAUGCAUAUUAAUUAUUGCUGAGAAUUCAAUAAAUCAGCUUAUGUCAAUGCAUAACCUUGGAACACAGAUGCCUCUUCAGGGGUCUAUUAUCACCUUACCUACAGAGACUAGGAAGAGAGAUGGUUCCAUGUUGAUCCAUGCUCGUUUACAAUGGAGCUGUUAUUGUAAAGCUGUGUUGAAGUACUCCACAUACCAACCUUAUAGGAGAUUGUUUUCGGGACAGGAGUUUUUCUUGACCAUGCAACCUGAACAGAAAAACUCUGGGCCUUAAACCACUGUUCAUGGUCUUGGUUGGUUACCAUGGUCCAUGGUGGUGAUGAGAUGUCCUUUUUCACAGUGUUUCUGUAAGGCCCCUCCUCAUUCCCAUCUCCUGUCGGUCUCCAGAGAGGCAGGCGUUAGCUUUAAGCUGCCUGCUCAUCACACAAUGUGUUUCUCAAAGGGACUGACUGAGAAAGGAUCUGUUUCAUAGACUCGGGACCUCACCUGCCAAAUGUAGGCUGUAUCUGUGAAAGGCUGUGUGAGUCUCGAGCUCUCUGGUCACAACAAUACCAAGGUUAUCAGAGAUUUCACCUGUCAUAUCUGUAACACUCUGGCUCCACGGACCUUUAUUCUUGAGCCAGGGUUGUUCAUGUUCAUUUGUUUUGGGUGUAUUUCUAUGUUGGGGUGUCUAGGUUGUGGUAUUUCUAUGUUGGGUGUUUGUAUUCAUUGACUCCCAAUCGGAGGUAACGAGUGUCAGCUGUUCGGCUCGUUAUCUCUGAUUGGGAGCCAUAUUUAGGCUGUAUGUUGUCCUGUGGGGUUUGUGGGUUUUUGUUUCCUUGUUGCUGUCGUUAUCAGUAGUGGAACUUCACGUAUCGUUCUUUGUUGUUUUCUCGUGUUGCACUUUAAGUAAAUAAAGUCAUCAUGUUUCUCGGAACACGCGCUGCGCUUUGGUCUCAUCAUUCACACGAUCGUGACAGAAAAACCCACCAAAAAAGGACCAAGCAGCGCGUCCAGGAGUUAUGGACGCCUCCUAAAGAUUUUUGGACAUGGGAGGAGAUCCGGGCUGGAAAGGGUCCUUGGGCACAACCGGAGGAGUAUCACCGCCCUCGGGAAGAGCUGGAGGCAGCCAAAGCCGAGAGGAGGUGGUACGAGGAGGCAGCGCGAAGGCGAGGCUGGAAGCCCGUGGAAGAGAGGCAACCCCAAAAAGUUUUUGGGGGGGGGCACAUGGCUUGGGUGGCUGGGCAGCAGGAAGCUGCCACAGGGAGUAUAGGUGAGAGGGCUAACGGAGUACGGGAGCCAUUGGCGAGAAGAGGCAGGGAUGUGUGUGUGGCACGGCGUGAAGGACUGAGGUGUGUUGCCAGUCCGGUCCGGCCCGUUCCUGAUCCUCGGUUGAGGCCAGUGGUGUGUGUUCCCGGUAUGGACCGGCCUGUUCCUACUCCACGCACCAGGGAUACGGUGCGCUUCGCCAGCUCGGCCCGGCCUGUUCCGGCCACUCGCACCAGGGAUACGGUGUGCGUCGCCAGCUCAGCCCUGCCUGUUCCUACUCCACGCACCAGGGAGACGGUGCGCUUCGCCAGCCCAGCCCGGCCUGUUCCUACUCCACGCACCAGGGAUACGGUGCGCUUCGCCAGCCCGGCCCGGCCUGUUCCGGCCACUCGCACCAGGGAUACGGUGCGCGUCGCCAGCCCAGCCCGGCCUGUUCCUGCUCUCCGCACUAGGCGUGAGGUGAGUCCCCAGGGUCCAGCAUGCCCUGUUCCGGCUCCCCGCACUAGGCGUUAUGGGAGUCCCCAGGGUCCAGCAUGCCCUGUUCCGACUCCCCGCACUAGCCCUGAGAUGCGUGUCCUCAGCCCGGUACCUCCAGUUCCGGCACCACGCAUCAGGCCUACGGUGCGUCCCCAGGGCCAAGCAUGCCCUGUUGCUUCUCCCCGCACUAGCCCUGUGAUGCGUGUCCUCAGCCCGGUACCUCCGGUUCCGGCACCACGCAACAGGCCUACGGUGCGCCUCAGAGGGCCUGAACUGUCCGUCUGCCCAACGGGGCCUGAACUGUCCGUCUGCCCAACGGGGCCUGAACUGCCCGUCUGCCCAACGCCGUCUGAACUGCCCGUCUGCCCAACGCCGUCUGAACUGCCCGUCUGCCCAACGGCGCCUGAACUGCCUGUCGGCCCAACGCCGUCUGAACUGUCCGUCUGCCCAACGCCGUCUGAACUACCCGUCUGUACAGAGCCUACAAAGCCGCCCGUCUGCCAUGAGCCUUCAGCGCCGUCCGCCAGAUCGGAGCCGCUAGAGCUCUCCGCCAGACAGGAUCAGCCAGAGCCUUCCGCCAGACAGGAUCAGCCAGAGCCUUCCGCCAGACAGGAUCAGCCAGAGCCUUCCGCCAGACAGGAUCAGCCAGAGCCUUCCGCCAGACAGGAGCAGCCAGAGCCUUCCGUCAGACCGGAUCAGCCAGAGCCUUCCGUCAGACCGGAUCAGCCAGAGCCUUCCGUCAGACCGGAUCAGCCAGAGCCUUCCGUCAGACCGGAGCAGCCAGAGCCUUCCGUCAGACCGGAUCAGCCAGAGCCUUCCGCCAGACCGGAUCAGCCAGAGCCUUCCGCCAGACAGGAUCAGCCAGAGCCUUCGGCCAGACAGGAUCAGCCAGAUCCGUCGGCCAGCCAUGAGCAGCCAGAUCCGUCGGCCAGCCAUGAGCAGCCAGAUCCUUCAGCCAGCCAUGAGCCGUUCAGCCAGGAUCCGCCUGAGCCAGCCAGCCAGGAUCCGCCAUUCAGUCCGGAGCUGCCCCUCAGUCCGGUGCUGCCACUUAGUCAGGUACUGUUCCUUAGCCUGGUGCUGGUCCUUAUCCCGGUGCUGGUCCUUAGCCCGGUGCUGCCCCUUAGCCCGGUGCUGCCCCUUAGUCCGGUGCCGCCCCUUAACCCAGUGGGGUGUAGUGGGGGGGUGGUAAUGUGUAGGAGGCUAAGUAAGUGGGUAAUGACUAUGGUGGGGUGGGGACCACGACCUGGGCCAGAGCCGCCACCUGGACAGACGCCCACCCAGACCCUCCCCUAGACUGUUUGCUGGUGCGCCCGGAGGUCGCACCUUUAGGGGGGGGUAAUGUAACACUCUGGCUCCACGGACCUUUAUUCUUGAGCCAGGGUUGUUCAUGUUCAUUUGUUUUGGGUGUAUUUCUAUGUUGGGGUGUCUAGGUUGUGGUAUUUCUAUGUUGGGUGUUUGUAUUCAUUGACUCCCAAUCGGAGGUAACGAGUGUCAGCUGUUCGGCUCGUUAUCUCUGAUUGGGAGCCAUAUUUAGGCUGUAUGUUGUCCUGUGGGGUUUGUGGGUUUUUGUUUCCUUGUUGCUGUCGUUAUCAGUAGUGGAACUUCACGUAUCGUUCUUUGUUGUUUUCUCGUGUUGCACUUUAAGUAAAUAAAGUCAUCAUGUUUCUCGGAACACGCGCUGCGCUUUGGUCUCAUCAUUCACACGAUCGUGACAAUAUCAAUGGGAAUCCAUUGCAUAACCUCAACAACUUUCAACAUUGGUUGCCUCCCAAUGGUGAACACAUGUCAAAAUAAAAAGAGAGCUUGGGCAAAUGUCAAACUCACACAAUUUUUUUACUGGCCAGUGUGGGUGUUUCAUUUCUUUCAAGACUGUUCCUGUGGUUGUAAGCAAUGCAGCUGACUGGGGGUUCAAAGCAGCCAGUCUGGGCUGCAGUUAGCUAGCUGUCUGUAAACAGGCUUUUAUGACCUGAAGUGUCAGGGCCGGCAGGGAUUCAUAUUGCUUCAUUCCCACAUGGUUUAAUGAGUGGAAGAGGAUGGCACUGCAGGAAAUGCAGUGCUGAGCUAUGAGGGUGACUGUGUUCUUGGUUGGAUCAUUCUCAGAUGUAAGGGGCGAUUUGCUGCUUUUAUUACAUUUUUACAUUUUAGUCAUUUAGCAGACGCUCUUAUCCAGAGCGACUUACAGGAGCAAUUAGGGUUAAGUGCCUUGCUCAAGGGCACAUUAACGUCAUUUAGCAGACGCUCUUAGCCAGAGCGACUCACAAAUUGGUGCGUUCACCCUAUAGCCAGUGGGAUAACCACUUUACAAUUGGGGGGGGGGGGGGGGGGGUUAGAAGGAACACUUUAUCCUAUCCCAGGUAUUCCUUAAAGAGGUGGGGUUUCAAAUGUCUCCGGAAGGUGGUGAGUGACUCCGCUGUCCUGGCGUCGUGAGGGAGCUUGUUCCACCAUUGGGGUGCCAGAGCAGCGAACAGUUUUGACUGGGCUGAGCGGGAGCUAUGCUUCCGCAGAGGAAGGGGAGCCAGCAGGCCAGAGGUGGAUGAACGCAAUGCCCUCGUUUGGGUGUAGGGACUGAUCAGAGCCUGAAGGUACAGAGGUGCCGUUCCCCUCACUGCUCCAUAGGCAAGCACCAUGGUCUUGUAGCGGAUGCGAGCUUCAACUGGAAGCCAGUGGAGUGUGCGGAGGAUGGGGGUGACGUGAGAGAACUUGGGAAGGUUGAACACCAGACGGGCUGCGGCAUUCUGGAUGAGUUGUAGGGGUUUAAUGGCACAGGCAGGGAGGCCAGCCAACAGCGAGUUGCAGUAGUCCAGACGGGAGAUGACAAGUGCCUGGAUUAGGACCUGUGCCGCUUCCUGUGUAAGGCAGGGUCGUACUCUCCGAAUGUUGUAGAGCAUGAACCUGCAGGAGCGGGUCACCGCCUUGAUGUUGGCGGAGAACGACAGGGUGUUGUCCAGGGUCACGCCUAGGCUCUUCGCACUCUGGGAGGAGGACACAGCGGAGUUGUCAACCGUGAUGGCGAGAUCAUGGAACGGGCAGUCCUUCCCCGGGAGGAAGAGCAGCUCCGUCUUGCCAGGGUUCAGCUUGAGGUGGUGAUCCGUCAUCCAUACUGAUAUGUCUGCCAGACAUGCAGAGAUGCGAUUCGCCACCUGGUUAUCAGAAGGGGGAAAGGAGAAGAUUAGUUGUGUAUCGUCAGCGUAGCAAUGAUAGGAAAGGCCAUGUGAGGAUAUGACAGAGCCAAGUGACUUGGUGUAUAGGGAGAAAAGGAGAGGGCCUAGAACUGAGCCCUGGGGGACACCAGUGGUGAGAGCACGUGGUGCGGAGACAGCUUCUCGCCACGCCACUUGGUAGGAGCGACCGGUCAGGUAGGACGCAAUCCAGGAGUGAGCCGCGCCGGAGAUGCCCAGCUCGGAGAGGGUGGAGAGGAGGAUCUGAUGGUUCACAGUAUCAAAGGCAGCAGACAGGUCUAGAAGGACAAGAGCAGAGGAGAGAGAGUUAGCUUUAGCAGUGCGGAGAGUCUCCGUGACACAGAGAAGAGCAGUCUCAGUUGAAUGACCAGUCCUGAAACCUGAUUGGUUUGGAUCAAGAAGGUCAUUCUGAGAGAGAUAGCAAGAGAGUUGGCUAAAGACGGCACGCUCAAUAGUUUUGGAAAGAAAAGAAAGAAGGGAUACUGGUCUGUAGUUGUUGACAUCAGUGGGGUCGAGUGUUGGUUUUUUGAGAAGGGGAGCAACUCUCGCUCUCUUGAAGACGGAAGGGACAUGGCCAGCGGUCAAGGAUGAGUUGAUCAGCGAGGUGAGGUAGGGGAGAAGGUCAUUGCUCCCCUGCUAGCUAGUCCCCGCUGUGCUGUGUCGCCUUGGUAAUGACAUCACCAUUGUCUGUGUCACCUUCAGUCCGUCUCUCAUUAAUUUGUUCCCUCUAUAUUGCUCUCCUCUCUUGUGUUCUCAUGCUGUAAUAUUUGCUAAUCUUUCCUCACUGUGGCUCAAAUGUGACUCCCUCUCCCUUCUCUCUCCCUCUUCCCCUUCCCUCUCUCCCUCUGCCUGGGUCCUGUAGGAGCUCCUGUUUAGUGUGUGUGCCCUGAAUGUCAUCUCCACCAUCGUCUGUGCCCUGGCCACUGCUAUGUGCUGCAUGCAGAUGGUCUCCACUGAUGUGCUACAGAUCGUAAGUAGUGUGACAGAGAACACAAUGGCCACUGUCUCUGACUCUGUCUGACCUGGACUCAAUGAGACUGAUAUAUAGCCUUAUGGAGAGCAGCUCUGAACCAUCAUGAAAGGUAAACACGCCUGGCCUUCUAAUGCUGGCUUCAUAAUUCUCCCCCUCAGAUGGUGGUAGUAGUACCAGUAGUACUGUAGUACCACACAGAUUUGGAAUGAAUUGUCUUCGGUCUGACCAGCUUAGAUAAUGUCAACACACAUCACGAAGGGCACCCAUCCCAGAACAAUUCAGAAUCUCCACAUCACGCUAAAAACCACAGAGGAUUUGAAGAAAACAAUGUAGUUGGUAAUAUGUUCACCUUAAAAGGCAUGCUAUCCUUAAAAUGACCCCCUCGCAUUACAAGGGAAACAAUGACUGUGCCCAAAACCUAAAUGCUUUGCUGUCAUCAGGGAAAUCAAUAUGGCGGGAUGGUCCCUGUGCCCUUCAGAGCAAUGCUCUCAGCCCAUUAAGAAUGACUUUCCCAGAUGAUUGGUGUGCUGUAGCGCCCUCAUAGCCACCAUUAAAACAAAGCAAUAUCAGCGGACACAGAGUUUGUCUGCACCCCUUUAAUAUCUCUGGAGCAUAAAGUUUAACAUUGUAUACGAGAAGGAUUUGUACAGUUUAUGAGCUGAGCUGUAAAUUGUGUGGCCUCCUGGAUGGGUAUAUGGCAGAUAAACCCAGGGUGGGAGAUUGAUAGAGCUGAAUGAUAUUAGUGAGGCAGGAGUUUGGGGCUGGAGCUGGGGCAGAUGUAGGGACUAGCAAUGGGACUGGUGCAGGGGCUAGAGCGGAGGCUGCAGCCAACUGGAGCAGUAGGGGAUUAGUUUCAUCUCAGAGCACAGGGUGGCAAUACAAGACAUCACUAGUGAUCCCAGCUACACAGUCAAUGCACAGACAUAAUGAGCUACAGGACCAUAAGCUUAAGGGCAGGGCAUUGACUUUGCACCUGGUUCAGUUUCUUGAUCUUUUGUGGCUAAAAGAAAAUGCAAAACAAUACUUUUUGUAACCUAAAAUUAUACAGAUUAUACAGAUUUGGUUGGUAAGGGCAAGGUUUUACUAUUCAGUCAGAAUUUCAAUGAGAGGUUUUCAUAUCUUUGUCUUUGACUGAUAAUGAAUAUAUCUAUGUAAACGUUCUAUGCUGUUCUUAUAUGACACAUGAUUGAUGGCAGACGCAAAGCGACAGAUGGGCACAUUUCUCAAAGUCAGAUUUGAACUUCAAAGUAGACAGGCUGAACUGCAGUGCGUCCUGAAUGGGCACUUCUCAAUGGCACGUCGUCGUCUGGUUGUGAGCAGGAGGAAUGUGAGACACGCCACUGUUUUAAAAACACAGACCAGGAGAGAUUAAACUGGCCUGUACAGCCGUUAGGUCACAGGAGGUUGAAUGACAAAGGGCCUGUCUCCUCCUAUUCCCAGUACACACAAUCUGGCUUAAUUCCCAUUUCACAAGGAAAGAUUUCAGCUCCCAGGAAUAAAGCUAGCUGCCUACUAAAGCCUGCUCCAUUGUGUCUGUCUUUAUUAGUCUUGCCCUUAACGACUUUGCCACCGAAAAUGACGCUUGCUACUGCAUAUAGUUCCUUUGUCCAAGUCUCCAAAAAUAAACAGAAUUGUGUUUGCUAGAUAACCUUAUUCUGGAUGCCGUUUUUCUAUAGAAUGUUGUUGAAAUUAACACAUACAAUGGUCCCAGUAUAAAGCUUUCAGAAUGAGACAAAUAGACAACGGUUUACUGUCUCUGAAAUAAAAGCCUGGUUUGUGUCUCUCUCUGUCUGUUUCAGUUCAUGCCACACAGAGCACGAGCCCUGAGCGCUGACUGCAUGACCCCCCACGGCACCAUCCUGCACCAGACCCUUGACUUUGACGAGUUCAUCCCACCCAUCCCUCCACCACCCUACUACCCCCCAGAGUACACCUGCACCCCGGUGAUGGACGGACAGAGGUAUCGCAACACAACAUCACACAACAAAACAGAACAAACACAACAUACCACAACACAACACCUGGACCCCGGUGAUGGGCGAACAGAGGUACCACAGCAAAGCAACAAAACGCAACACCUGCACCUCGGUGAUAGACGUACAGAUGUACUGGCUGCAGCACAACACUCUGACCUCCUAACAACCUCCCACCAGACAGAGUGUUGGCUGACCAACAUAGCCCUCUCCUCUACAGCUGGUUUACAACAUUACAGUGAUGCCUGUUUGAAUGACUGGCUGUAGCAUCUCCUUUGGCACCUGUCACAUUGGGUUUGAUAUAGACUCGCGUUGCCAUACCGCCAAAAUCAUGUCAUUGUCAUGCCUGGAGAAUUUUGUAUUGCAAAAACGGUUAGAUUUUGAUUGGCUGUUACAUUUCAAGAACCCUCCCCCCACACACCCGUAGUGCACUUUUUCAAAUGAUCAAGUGUGGCCGACAGGCUGCGAUUUAUAUUUGUUGAAAUUGAAAGUGGAGUACGCUGGUUAAGUCAAACGUCACAACACGUUCUAAACUGCUCUGUCGACAAACACACUUUUUACCUUGUCUCCAUUCGUCCAUAUGGCUGCUGGCUGCGCUUUGCUACAACCGAAAAAUCUUGCCCAUUAUUAUUAAAGAUAAGGGCUGAAAAAACGGAGGCAGUGGGAGAACCUAUUGAAGUAAGUAAAUAUAUUUUUAAAUGUUAAAAAACUAUGUAUUACACUACUAGUAGGCCACUGUAGGCUAACUCAACUGAGCUGCUAGGUAGCAAGCUAACUUUACACACUGUUUAGCUAAGUGAAUUCAAUGUCAUCAUCUAGCUAACUUUCUAUUAGCUAACUACAGUAUCUUGAUGUAAUCAUUGUAAAUUAAAAACAGUCUCCAAAUGCAUUUGUAGAUAACAGCCAUGGAAGAGGCUGAAAUUGCAGCUCCAGCUUUCAGUAAAGGGAGAGUAUAGGCUACUGGACAGGGCAGGUAACCUUGUGGGAGAACAUUAUGAAAAGAUUAUCCAGUUCCAGUCCAAAGAGGGAAAAACUUUGAGGACAGAGAGAUAAUAGCAACAUAAUGUUCAGUGCUGACUAAUUUCAGUAUAAAGAAGCCUGUUUCUUUGUGAUGUUUUCUGUCCUCAGAUAUGGAAAGCUGUGAAAGCCUGUCUGCAGAUGAAGAGAGAGGUCUAAUGAAUGUCCCAAGAGACUAAUCGUGCAUUUCCAUACAGGAUUUAUCCCAGUGUUUUACCUAAAAGGCUCAGACUUUUCUGUUUCCAUCCACGUGGGCCGGCACCUGUGUCUGGGCCAUGGCUCUGGUGGACCUGCUCUCACUUGGGGCCAAAGCCAGGCCACUGGUACUUUUCAGCCUACAUUUACAAAACAAUGGCUAUCGUUAACACCUUCUCACACAGCAAUUGUGUAUACCAGCGGUAUUUUUGUAAACAACAUGUGCUAACAUAGGUAGGCCUACCUAUAUCACAUGGGUUAUUUAUGUGUAGGCCUACCUAUGUUAGCACAUGUAUACAAAAACACAGUUAAACAUCACACACAAUGUAUAAACCUAUUACAAUUGGACCAGGCCAGCCCUGCUGGAGGUCUGCUAGGUGUGCAGGGUUCUGUUUCAGUCCAGCAAAAACACACCUGAUUCAACUUAUCAAACCUAAUGAGUUUAUAAUCAAGUGUGCUAUUGCUGGGCUGGAACAGAAGUCUGCUUACCCAGUAGAUCAGGGAUCAGUGGAGCAAGGUUGGUCACCGCUGGUAUGGAGUAUUUUGUUCACCUGAAAUUGUGAUUUAGUAAUAAUAGCCUACUUGUUACUACCACUCAAUGUUCUAUUGUUGUUUAGACUAAGAUGUCUAAUCUUUACAUACGAGUUAGCUUAUUUGUAUAUUUUUGUAGUGAUGAACAUUGACAUUGACACUAGUUCAUUUUGAAUAAUAGUUUAACAAUUUAAACAAGUUGAUGUUUAAAUUGUUAAACUAUUAUUCAAAAUGAACUAGUGUCAGUGUUGAUUAAUCACAAUCCUGCAAUAAAGAAGAGAAGGGGUUCUGUCUCUAAUGUGUCUGUUUCUGUGUUGUAUUCUCAAAUGAACAUUUCCUUUUUGUCUAGUUGUAAGAUCUCCAAUCUAUUUUAUUUUAUUGUCUCAGUAUAUCAGCUAUCUGAAUCCAUUUUGCAGCUUAUCAUAUGGCAUGCAUCACUGGCCUUAUGGGGAUCUGUCAUCUGAAGCAGAGAAUAGCUAAACUCUCACAUUGUUUACAUGUUGAGCUAUACAGUGCAUUCGGAAAGUAUUCAGAAAGUAUUCAGACCCCUUCUCUUUUUCCACAUUUUGUUACGUUACAGCCUUAUUCUAAAAUGGACUAAAUAAAUUGUUUUCCUCAUCAAUCUACACACAAUACCCCAUAAUGACAAAGCAAAGCAGGUUUUUAGAAUUAUUUGCAAAUGUAUUAAAAAUAAAAAACAGAAAUACCUUAUAUACAUAAGUAUUCAGACCCUUUGCUAUGAGACUCGAAAUUGAGCUCAGGUGCAUCCUAUUUCCAUUGAUCAUCCUUGAGAUGUUCCUAUAACUUGGAGUCUACCUGUGGUAAAUUCAAUUGAUUGGACAUGAUUUGGAAAGGCACACACCUGGGGAAGGGUACCAACACAUUUCUGCAUCAUUGAAGGUCCCCAAGAACACAGUGGCCUCAUCAUUCUUAAAUGGAAGGAGUUUGGAACCACCAAGACUCUUCCUAGAGCUGGCUGCCCGGCCAAACUGAGCAAUCGAGGGUGAAGGGCCUUGGUCAGGGAGGUGACCAAGAACCCAAUGGUAACUCUGACAGAGCUCUAGAGUUCCUCUGUGGAGAUGGGAGAACCUUCCAGAAGGACAACGAUCUCUGCAGCACUCCACCAAUCAGGCCUUUAUGGUAGAGUGGCCAGACGGAAGACACUCCUCAGUGAAAGGCCCAUGACAGCCCACUUUGAGUUUGCCAAAAGGCACUUAAAGGACUCUCAGACCAUGAGAAACAAGAUUCUCUGGUCUUAUGAAACCAAGAUUGAACUCUUUGGCCUGAAUGCCAAGCGUCAUGUCUGGAGGAAACCUGGCACCAUCCCUACGGUGAAGACUAGCCAGGAUCGAGGGAAAGAUUAACGGAGCAAAGUACAGAGAAAUCCUUGAUGAAAACCUGCUCCAGAGCGCUCAGGACCUCAGACUGGGGCAAAGGUUCACCUUCCAACAGGACAACGAUCCUAAGCACACAGCCAAGACAAUGCAGGAGUGGCUUUGGGACAAAUCUCUGAAUGUCCUUGAGUGGCGCUCCGGUACCGCUUGGCGUGCGGUAACAGAGAGAACAGUCUAUGAUUUGGGUGACUGGAGUCUUUGACAAUUUUUUGGGCCUUCCUCUGACACCGCCUAGUAUAUGGGUCCUGGAUGGCAGGAAGCUUGGACCCCAGUGAUGUACUGGGCCAUACACACUACCCUCGGUAGCGCCUUACGGUCAGAUGCCAAGCAGUUGCCAUACCAAGCGGUGAUGCAACUGGUCAGGAUGCUCUCGAUGGUGCAGCUGUAUAACUUUUUGAGGACCUGGGGACCCAUGCCAAAUCUUUUCAGUGUCCUGAGGGGGAAAAGGUGUUGUCGUGCCCUCUUCACGACUGUCUUGGUGUGUUUGGACCAUGAUAGUUUGUUGGUGAUGUGGACACCAAGGAACUUGAAACUCUCGACCGCUCCACUGCAGCCCCGUCGAUGUUAAUGGGGGCCUGGUUGGCCCUCCUUUUCCUGUAGUCCACGAUCAGCUCCUUUGUCUUGCUCACAUUGAGGGAGAGGUUGUUGUCCUGGCACCACACUGCCAGGUCUCUGACCUCCUCCCUAUAGGCUGUCUCAUCGUUGUCGGUGAUCAGGCCUAAAUAUGUAUUCUGUGGAGCCCUUGGUCCAAGCCACUCACAAUGCUCAGUACAGACUAUUAGAAUGUUGUAGUGGUUUGUUAAGGAGCACUGGUAACAUCCAUGGCCUUGUGUAAAUGUGCCAUUGAUCUCCUUCCCCUUGGUAUAAGAGAGUCAGUUCUAUUCCCACAUCUUUGAAAGCAUGCUGAUCCAGCUGCUUGGCUAGAUGCCAUGUGUUGUUGUCAAUUAGGCUGUAAAUAGAAACAUGUAGAGGAACCCAUUAUUGAGUCCCCUAGCUGAGGGCAGAAACAUGUCAUGACAUCAUCAUGUGCUGGAUGAUUGAUUCCGACACUCAAGUUGUAUUUUAUACUUUGCCACUUCACAGGAGAAUGGGUUUUAAUUAAAAAAAGAUGGCUCUUGCAUGGGUGAGAUAUCUUUAAUUAACGACACAUGAAAAGCAAUAAACAGUUUUGUUAAUGUUUCUCAACCAACUGAAUGUGUGUGUUCACUCUAAAUUGAAGUGUUGCUGGAUUGAGGAAUAAGAGGAUAUUUGUAUUCUUUCUCUCCUCACACCGUUCCUCCCUCCUGUUUCUCUCAUUCAGAAGUCUACAUCUGGACUUCCCACACUCCCCGUUCAGUGCCAUCUAUGGAGUGCCCAUCAACAGCCCUGGGACCCUCUACCCCUCUGAGUUGCCCCCGUCAUAUGAGUCUGUGGUGGGGCUGGGGAUGGGGCAGACCCCUGCCAGUCAGGUGAGUACCACUACCAUCCUUCCCUCAUAAAAGACCAGUGUACUAGCCAGCCUCUUCUAACAUUAUACAUUCCCUAUUCACAGUCUGAGAAUAGUUUAGAACCCCUCUCACUGUUGAAUACUUUCCUGCUUACAUGCAUACUGUAAGAACACAACUACAAAGGAGAGUGCUAAGAAAGGCAUUUUGACUUCAGAAGAAGUUGUUGUAUGAGAUCACAAAGAGAGAAGGAGAAGUACACAGAGAGAAGCUAGCUAGUUUCUAUUUGGGUUGAUGAUUAGUGAGGUGAGAGGAUGUUAUGCUCCUCUCUCUCUGUGUGUAAAUGACUGCCACGGGCUCUAAUAAGGGAUACAUAAUAAAGAUGUGUGACAUUUCCUUCUGCAGAUGACCCAAUUCACUGCUGACUUCAUAAGGCCUCCUGUAAGACAGCAGCACACACAUACAGUGCAUUCGGAAAGUAUUCAGACCCCUUUACUUUUUCCACAUUUUGUUACGUUACAGCAUUAUUCAAAAAUGGAUUAAAUUGUUUUUUUCCCUCAUCAAUCUAAACACAAUACCCCAAAGCAAAAACAGGUUUUUAGAUUUUUUUGCUGAAAACUGAAAUAUCACAUUUACAUAAGUAUUCAGACCCUUUACUCAGUACUUUGUUGAAGCACCUUUGGCAGCGAUUACAGCCUUGAGUCUUCUUGGGUAUGACGCUACAAGCUUGGCACACCUGUAUUUGGGGAGUUUCUCCCAUUCUUCUCUGCAGAUCCUCUCAAGCUCUGUCAGGUUGGAUGGGGAGCGUCGCUGCACAGCUAUUUUCAGGUCUCUCCAGAGAUGUUCAAUCGGGUUCAAGUCCGGGCUCUGGCUGGGCCACUCAAAGACAUUCAGAGACUUGUCCCGAAGCCACUCCUGCGUUGUCUUGGCUGUGUGUUUAGGGUCGUUGUCCUGUUGGAAGGUGAACCUUCGCCCCAGUCUGAGGUCCUGAGCGCUCUGGAGCAGGUUUUCAUCAAGGAUCUCUCUGUACUUUGCUCCGUUCAUCUUUCCCUCGAUCCUGACUAGUCUCCCCGUCUCUGCCACCGAAAAACAUCCCACAGCAUGAUGCUGCCACCACCAUGCUUCACCGUAGGGAUGGUGCCAGGUUUCCUCCAGACGUGACGCUUGGCAUUCAGGCCAAAGAGUUCAAUCUUGGUUUUAUCAGACCAGAGAAUCUUGUUUCUCAUGGUCUGAGAGUCCUUUAGGUGCCUUUUGGCAAACUCCAAGUGGGCAGUCAUGUGCCUUUUACUGAGAAGUGGCUUCCGUCUGGCCACUCUACCAUAAAGGCCUGAUUGGUGGAGUGCUGCAGAGAUGGUUGUCCUUCUGGAAGGUUCUCCCAUCUCCACAGAGGAACUCUGGAGCUCUGUCAGAGUGACCAUCGGGUUCUUGGUCACCUCCCUGACCAAGGCCCUUCUCUCCCGAUUGCUCAGUUUGGCCGGGCCACCAGCUCUAGGAAGAGUCUUGGUGGUUCCAAACUUCUUCCAUUUAAGAAUGAUGGAGGCCACUGUUGUUCUCGGGGACCUUCAAUGCUGCAGAAAUGUUUUGGUACCCUUCCCCAGAUCUGUGCCUCGACACAAUCCUGUCUCGGAGCUUUACGGACAAUUCCUUCGACCUCAUGGCUUGGUUUUUGCUCUGACAUGCACUGUCAAAUGUUGGACCUUAUAUAGACAGGUGUAUGCCUUUCCAAAUCAUGUCCAAUCAAUUGAAUUUACAACAGGUGGACUCUAAUCAAGUUGUAGAAACAUCUCAAGGAUGAUCAAUGGAAACAGGAUGCACCUGAGCUCAAUUUUGAGUCUCAUAGCAAAGGGUCUGAAUACUUAUUUAAAUAAGGUAUUUUUGUUUUUAUUUUUAAUAAAUUUGCUAAAAUUUCUAAAAACCUGUUGUCACUUUGUCAUUAUGGGGUAUUGUGUGUAGAUUGAUGAGGAAAACAAUUUAUUUAGUCCAUUUUAGAAUAAGGCUGUAACCUAACAAAAUGUGGAAAAAGUAAAGGGGUCUGAAUAAUUUCCGAAUGCACUAUAGGUGUGAUGGAAAAAGUCUAUUUUAGAUGAGAUACAGAAGGCACAUCUUUUCUGCUAGAACAUCAGAGCAGGUAUAGAUUUCAGUUUGAUGAGUUUAAUGUAACAUCCUGUUUUUCCUAUGAACUCAUGGAGGUACUAUUGUUGUCCACCUGGAGAAAAUGGGAGUUGUCACUUCUUCAAGGAAUAUAGUUGGUUUCCUGUUUUAAUGCAGCUGGGUCGUUCCACCAAUUCGGUGCAUUCGAGAAGUGUAACUUGGUAAAAAAACAAACAUUUGAUUUCAUCUCAUUUUAAUAUUGUCAUAAAGAGCACAUGUUCAAUUUUUCCCAUCUCUUGAGGUUGCAUUUUUUAAAGACUAUAGUUAUUGCCUAUUAAGUGCCAAAUAAAGUAACAGGGUUGACUGUAACAGGGUUGACGAUUUCAUCUUAAAUCAGCCAUACAUCCCCUUGUGACAGGGGGAAUGGACGCUUGUUGUGUGCAACAGGGAGUGGCAAUUGAAUGCAAGCUUAACAAAAAAAUUAAACAUAUAUUAUUUGCUCUAAAAUGUAAUACCAAAAGGCUUCCCCCCCAUCUUUUAGAGCUUUUCGCACAGAUUUUCUGAAAAUGAUCUUCUAACAAAGAAUCUGUGAAUGAGGUCAAAUCAAUAUAGCGUUUUCUCACCUGAAGUACAUACCUUUGAAGUGUUGAUGCAGGGAGAGCACCUGAGGGCACUGGUUGCUGUUAGAUGUAUGCCUCAUAGGGGAGCAGCUGCAAUCGGAGGGAUCUGGAUCCCACUCUCAUCGCUCACCUAGCAGGUUGACUAGAAUAGAGGCAUGGACCCCAAAUGAUCAGUUUGUACAGGUGACUGCAGCUUAUGAACGGUAAGACUGAGGCUUUGUAUUGGAACAUACUGUAUAUUAAAUGGUACUACAGACACUACACAGCAUUACAUGCUUCUAAGACCCUGGUUAUCCUUUUUCAUAUUCACUGCUAUGAUUUAGAAAUACUCAUCAUGAUGGGAUGAGAAAGCAAGCACACAUAACACAUAACAUAAUAAGCAUACAAUUAUCUAAGAAAACCACAUUAUAGUGACAGUUCACCACCUCUAAAAUCCCAAUGGAAUUCCUGAUGUAGAGUGGAUGAUGUGUGCUUAGAGAGCCCUCUACUGGCCAGAGUGUGGUACUGAGCACAUGGUUGCCAGAUGUGUCGGGAAGAAGCAGAGGCCUCUGACAGAUGUUCUCCAAAAGGAUUCUCCGCCUCUCCCACCUGUUCCUCAUCUUUAAUAUGGGUUUCACUAAUGGCAGAAUUGUUUGGUUCCCUCACUCAUUAUCCCUUUGGAAAUGUGUCUCCUUUGUUAACUGUAAGAACUAAUAAUUUAUGUGUGUGUGUGUGUCCAUUUGCUCCUCUCUGCAGGUCACUACCAGCAUUGAUCAGCAGGCCACUGAGUCCAGCCUCUGUGAGAGAAACACCACAGCUGGUCUCAGUACUCAGGGUAAGGAAGGCUUAAUCACUAUCACUACAGCCAUCCCUCACACCACAUUGACUGUGUGUGUGAACAGGCUGGUGUAUCUCAUCCAUAGGGUUGAGCCAUGUUUGAUAUCUAUGCCUGUACUGUAGUUUGGUCUGUGCAGCUGAUGCUUGUGCUCUCCUGUGUCCUGUCCUAGCCUCUGUGGACAGUGCCUCUCUAAUGGUAUCAGAGGAGGUGGCAGAAAUUCCAGACCACAGUUGCUCUUCAGAGGAUCUCUGUUCCCUGGAGGUGCAGGGCUCUGACUCCUCUCCCUACGGCACGCUGCACACCGCCCCGACUGAUGGCAGCUGUAUCAGUCUAGAGCUCAGUGCCCGCUUCUCCCACCGCCACCAUGGCCUGGCCCGGCUCGACGACACUGGCUACAGCGAUUCCUCCCACAACCAGGACUCCAUUCCCCGCUCUCCAAACUGGUCCAUAGAGAACAUCAACACACUGGAGCACGAGGAGGCCAAGGGAGGAGCAACGCUACACACACACCUCAGAGAACGAGCCAGUAGGAAGCAGCUGAUUCUUCAUGUUCCUCCAACUCCUCCCUCCCUGCCCUCUGCCUCCACCUCUGCAUCCACAGCCUCCGUAGAGGCAGCCUCAGCAGCCCAGAGCCUCCCUACCUGCCCCUCCCCGUCCCCCCCUGCCCGGCCCCGUGGCUCCCGGCUGUGCUUCAGUGUGUGGUCCCCAUCCUCCUCUUCCUCCUCCCCGGCCUCGCAGCCCCCUUCUACCUCUGCGCCCGCAGAGCGACCCCGCAUGCUCCGGUCUGGCAGGCGGUAUCUCAAGCUGGCUCGAAUCGUACGCUCCACCAGCGACCCUAUCUCCUGUACCUCCAUAUCUGGAAGUACGUUAGUUGCUCCUGUGUCGGCACGGCACUGCUCCUCAUGGGUUGUUGCACUAACAUGUUGGUUAGGAAAGAUUCUGUCAUUACUGUUGAGAUGAACAGGGUUAAUCAGACCACACUUGCCACUGUGACUGUAGUGAUAAGUGAUACAAUUAUAGGUAACUAGCAUCACUUAAUUUGGUGAAAUGCAAAUAAUAUACUUUAGCAUGAGUACUUGUUCACCAUAAAGUUAACAUCUCCCUUCUGCAGGUGACAGCUGUGGCUGCCCCUCUGCAAGCAACCCUCCUCCUGAAGAUUCUCCUCAGACUUCACCAGAGCAAGGUAACGCCCACCACACCAGAGCCUUUACCACCUCUCAACAAUGUAUGCCUUUCACAUUUCCCCACCAGGUCACUCCCCACCUAACCUGGCAGUCUACACGUACCUCUGGCCAAAACACCCAUUUAGAACAGCAACUCGUAGGAGAAAAUAGCGUUCACCUACAGAAUGUGCAAAUGUGUUGAAUGUGUUGAGUCCCGCCUGAUUGGAUGUUGUUGUCUGUUUGUGUCUUCGGUAUGUUCAGAGUCUACAGAGGUGGCAGCUUCCUCUCCACACCGCUGCCAAAGUCAGCACCUGCAGUGGCAGGAAGCAGAAGGAGGGGAGGAAAGUGGACAUCCGCCUCAAACCACGAGCCCUGCACACGGUCUCCAAUGAGCGCCCACACUCUCUGGCUGACCUCAAGACGUAUAAAGACACCAAAAUCCUGGUGGCCAAAUUCCUGGAGCACUCCAACUGUAGUUUACCUCCAGAAGUCCAGCAAGUGGUCAACAGCAUCAAGUAUGUCAUCAAGUCUGACGAGAGACACAUGGAGGAAGCUAUAUUCAGUGCCAAUGUCAUAGAUCAGGUACGUCUAUCGAUGGGCAUGAGUAUGAAUGCAUAUGAAUGCAUAAAAUAAGCUGGUCUGAUAACUUAAUGAAACCAUUGUUGUAUCAUUCUGGUCUAAAUUGUUGGUGAGUUAUAUUUAUGGAUUUGUUUGUUUGUGUCUGUUACUUUGCACAGGUGAUGACACAGUCACAACGCAUCAUCGGCAGCCCAAGGAAGCGUGCCCAUGAAGACCUGCACCUCCAAAGCUGUGGGGCCUUGAGUUCCCCUUCCUCAUCCCUGCGCCGUCCACCUACAGCACCAGGGCCUCCCAACCCCCCUGCUCCCCUGGACUCCUCUCCCUCACCCUCUGAACGCACUCAAAGCCUUUUGUGUAGAGAGACCAUCCUUUGACCGCCUUCCCUCCCCACCAAGGACUCAACCCCUAUCUCUAUCUCAUAGUGCCCUGUGAGACCGUGCCAAGACAUCAGCAGAAACAGACUCAGCAAGUCAUGUCUGGAGUGGAUUGGCUUCUGUUCUCUCUCAUAUCAAAAACACCAGAAUGUUCUCUUCUCCCUCAGGGGAUUUUUUAACAGUCUAAACCCUGUAAAAUACACUUGUAAGCCAACUAAAUGGAGAUGUCAUGAUGAAAAACUAGUGCUCUACUUUAUCAAAAGGAAAAAAACAACUUUGUAUUAAAACUGUGAACUGGACAGACUUGGGAUGGUACUAGCUCCUGCAGACUUUGUGGAUUCUAACUCUGAUUGGCUGUGUGCCACUGUGUGCCACUGCAGGACAGAGAACUUGACAGAAGUGGAUUAUUUAACUUACCUCAAUGUGUUACCAUUCUUAUCAGUGUUACAAUAAAAUAUGAC
Messenger RNA from Coregonus sp. 'balchen', 24583 nucleotides. The record is from the annotation of a GenBank genome assembly. Lineage: Eukaryota; Metazoa; Chordata; Actinopteri; Salmoniformes; Salmonidae.